Arabidopsis arenosa is the source of this 699-nucleotide messenger RNA. The record is from the annotation of a GenBank genome assembly. NCBI's taxonomy places the organism in Eukaryota, Viridiplantae, Streptophyta, Magnoliopsida, Brassicales, Brassicaceae.
CACUCUCUUUUAGCAACACUCUUAUCUUAAAACUUCUUACCUAAAAUAGAAAUAUACAUAUUUCGAAAGAUGGCUUCAAAAACCUCAGCAUCCCUUGUCAUUUUCCUCACAUUCAACAUCCUCUUCUUCACCUUGACCACCGCAUGUGGCAGUGGCUGCAGCAGUCCAACCCCUAAACCCAAGCCUAAGCCCAAGUCCACCGGAAGCUGCCCAAGAGACACUCUCAAGCUUGGUGUUUGCGCCAAUGUCCUCAAGGAUCUUCUCAAAAUCCAGUUGGGCACACCACCAGUCAAGCCUUGCUGCUCCCUCCUUAAGGGUCUGGUUGAUCUUGAGGCUGCGGCUUGUCUCUGCACCGCCCUAAAGGCUAAUGUCUUAGGCAAUAAGCUUAAUGUUCCAGUCUCUCUCAGCCUUCUUCUCAAUGUUUGUGGCAGGAAGGUUCCUUCUGGAUUCGUAUGUGCUUGAUUUAUCUAUCCACCUUGGUUAUAUUUUUAACUUAUCUUUUAAUGUUUUAUCUUUGAUUAAGAUUCUUUGAAUUCUCCUUUUUUCAGUUGUUCAUCGUAUAAGUGUUGCUUCUACUUCUUGUACUGUUUACAUUUUAAAUUAAUUAGCUCAAAAAUAAGAUUCUUAAAGUAUAAUCAUAAUCUGUUUCUUGUUUCGGCAUCUCCUCAGAAAGUAUCACAAUAAUUUAUUUUAUUCUAA